Molecule: messenger RNA, 909 nt
Organism: Drosophila erecta
Lineage: Eukaryota; Metazoa; Arthropoda; Insecta; Diptera; Drosophilidae
Product: proteasome assembly chaperone 2
Exons: 1
Coding region: 101-844 (247 amino acids)
Biological process (GO): proteasome assembly
Cellular component (GO): nucleus; cytosol
Source: RefSeq, a predicted model, not a curated record
GCCACCUAGUGCCAGUUCGAAAACACACCAACACUGGAAUCAUUACUUUCAUAUUUUUGACUUGACUUGAAUUAACAUCUCCAACUCAUUCCCGCCUAGUAUGUUGUUUCUGAAGGACAAGCGUUCCACCCUGGACGUGGCAGAGCACACAGUGAUCAUACCGAGCAUUUGCGUGGGAAACGCGGCGCAGCUGGCCUGCGACCUGUUGAUCGCGUCCAAGGAACUCCACCGAAUUGGUUCCAUCACACAUCCAGCUUUGAUUCCGGUCUACGGACCCUCCGCCUAUCAGCACGAGCCCAAAGAGAAGGUCUCCUCAUGCGAACUGUACGAGGGCGUGGAGGACAAACUACUUGUGGUGCAAUUCCGGGCGCCGUGGGUUGCCCGCCACACCAAUCAUUUCCAGAAGGAACUGGUGGAGCUCCUCAAGGACGCCCGACGUGUAGUCAUCCUAAGCGGCAGUUUCGGCUUCGAGAAACGGGUGAUUGAGGAGUCCCCAUGGGCUUACCGCGCUAGCGACAAUUUCAAGGAGAAGCACGCUGCCCAGCUGGGCAACGAGGAGCUCAUCAAGUGGAAGGAGCACAAAGGCGAUGCCAUCUACGGCGGCGGCAAUGCCCUGCAGCUGUUCAAAGCCUUCGAUGAGCAGAAGGUGCCCGUCAUGCUGUUAUUCCGCUAUCUCCUCGAGGGCGACAACUCCACAGACGCUUCUCUGAUCGUCCGGGAACUUAACGAACUUUGCGAAGACUUCCUUCAGCUGCGAAACGGAGGCGAUGGCAGUUUUAAACUCACAGUGCCCAAGUCCUGGAACCUACUUUUCGGCAAUGAUGUUACCGAACUUCUCUUUUAAGCGUCUACAUAUAUUUUUCGGUGCUUUCAAAUAAAUGUUAAUCUUUUGGUGUAGGAUAAAAGAGA